AUGGCCACACCCGCACCAAAGAUCGGCAUCAUCACGGGCGGCGCCUCGGGCAUGGGCCUCGCCGUCGCCAAGGCCCUCGCCGCCAAGGGCUGGAGGCUGCACCUCUUCGACCUCAACGAGGCCACGGGGCGGGCCGCCGAGUCCGCCGUGCCGGGCUCCUCCUUCUCGCGCGUCGACGUCUCGUCGUACGAGGAGCAGGCCGCCGCCUUCGACCGGGUGUUCCGGGCCGAGGGCCGCCUGGACUUUGUCUUUGCCAACGCGGGCAUCUUUGAGAAGGGCAACUUUUACGAUACCGCUGCUGGUGACGCCAGUGACGGCCCGCCGCCGCCGCCGCCGCCGCCCAACGAGGCGUGCAUCGACGUCAACCUCAAGGGCGUGAUCCGCACGACCUACCUGGCGCAGCACUACUUCCGCAGGAGCCCGCACCGGGGCCAAGGCGCCACGAUCAUCACCACGGCCAGCGUGGGCGGAAUCUACCCGCAGGAGUUCACCCCGCUCUACGCCGCCUCCAAGGCCGGCAUCUUGCACUUCACGCGCACCGUCGCGCGCAAGCUGCACGCCGACGACGGCAUCCGCGCGCACGCCCUCUGCCCGGCGGCCGUGCGCACGGCGCUCCUGGGCGACGAGGUCUGGAGCAAGCACGCGGCCGAGCACAUGACGCCGCUGUCGACGGUGACGCGGGCCGUCGAGAUGCUGCUGCUGCUCGGCGGCGUCGGCCGUGGUGGAGGAGAGGACGUGGUCGUCGACUCCAAGGGCGUGGUGGCGGGCCGGGACUGGGGCCUCGUCGUCGAGCUCAACGUGGGCAACAUCUACUUCCGGCCCGACCCGGAGUACUGCGACGACGUGCUGAGGGAGAUCAUGACCAAGACGACGACGGAGACGAUGGGGGACAGCCAUAUGAAGUAG
Molecule: messenger RNA, 906 nt
Organism: Thyridium curvatum
Lineage: Eukaryota; Fungi; Ascomycota; Sordariomycetes; Thyridiales; Thyridiaceae
Exons: 2
Coding region: 1-906 (301 amino acids)
Cellular component (GO): cytoplasm
Molecular function (GO): oxidoreductase activity, acting on the CH-OH group of donors, NAD or NADP as acceptor
Source: RefSeq, a predicted model, not a curated record